AUGAAAAGCCGGGCAUCCUUCUUGGUGAUAAACAAGGUUCUGCGGAGUCGCGGCGGCAGGAAGAAAGGAACCCAGGAGGAAGUUGUCAGUAUCAUAGAGGUAGGAAACUUGGAAAUAAAGUUCUCAAACUCAUUAAUUAUUCAUAAAGAGAAAAUCACAACCAUGACACUUAGUGGUUUGGAUAUUGGAUACUAAUUACCAAAACAUUCUGCGAAUUUCAUCUUUGAUUUUUUUCCCAAGAAUUCUUGUUCUUUUGAGAAGGUAAAUCAAAAACUCCACUCUGCACUCUAAAUCCAAAAGAUCUGUUUUAGCCCCAAAGUGCUGAUUCAGCUCUAUAGGCCCUGGAGCUGAUUUGACCCUUCGUGGAGCCAUUUUGUCAAUUUGGUCUAAAUCGACCCCAAUAAAGACCAUUGCAGCCCCAUCGAAAACCGUUUUGGCCCACAGGAGAAAUUGUUUCAGCCAUGUGAUGCGUAUCGGCCCCUUUCACAAGAGCCAUUUCUACUCAAAAAAUAGAGACAUUUCAGGUUUUAGUCUAGUUGGCCCCUAUUUAGGGCUGACUUGGCCUAUACUAAUAGAGCUGUUUAGACCCCAUGAUAACGCAAAAUGGCUCGACCACUAGAACCAACACCGAUUUGAAGAAUAUAUGUUAAUCUUAUCGGUGUCUAGUCGGAAGCAUUAGUUCCUAAUCACUGAGUACGGGCCGCUUUAUCUUUAUUAUCGAGAGCUUCGAUAAAGGGUUUGUAGGUCGAAAGAGCAAGUUAUAAGACAUGGUUAGAGGCAAACAAGUUUACACAAGCAAGGUACGAAGAGCCCACAGGUAAGUCGUCUUGAGUCACCACGAUUUCUUAAAUGGCGCAUAUUGGACCGAAGAUCGUUGUUCUGAAUCUGUCCAUUUUAAUAUAGAUGAUUUUCUAGACGGAGACAGGAGCCCAUCAUGGAGAUGAUCAUGAUACUAUGGUUACAGUGUAUGAGGACGACAAAGAAUGCCGUUUUUAUUUUCCCUAUUUUAAGGAAGGAUUAAAAUUUAAGAGGAUAGUAAAGGCAGAGGCCGAGGAAAACCAGGUAAGAACAUUUUAUAGGUUAUUGUAAUUAAUUUUGCUUUCCCGCCAAGAUUUAAUGAUAGCGCGGGGUUUGGAUACGAAAACAUACACGUCACUCCCAUAAAUUCUUGCACACUACCAAAGUGCGCGCGCAUGUUUAAAAUGUUUAGGCGGGCUUCCAUUCAAUUCAACGGUCAGGUCAACGGACGCUCAAUAUUUUAAGCGAAUUUCAGUUUGAUUUUCGCUAAACUCGGCGAUUUUACUCCAAGCGAGAGAUAGAUCGUAGUCUAGAUAGAAGAUUCUUAUCAAGAUAAUUGCCGUGUUUUGUCUCAUUUGUUUCGUAAAGGAUCGAAGGAUGACAUCGCCGUUUGAAAGGUUUGUCAUGUACAGUGCUACAUUAUAUAAAACUGAUUGAAUGAAUUUUAAUACACAACAAUUCCAGACUAUUUUGGAAUCAAACAAGUUUUGCAGAUAACAGUUUGUACUUAAGUGCUAAAUAGAUCAGCAAAUUUCGUGAGUUUCCAUGCCCUGGACAUAGUUGAAGAAAGGCAAUUUUGUUUACUCAGCUGCAUCUUUUGACCUCAACUAGCCUUCAAAUCAGUUCCAAUAAUAUAUUUCAAGUUUCUUUAUUUUUCCACAAAUUUUUAAUAGAAUGUUUGGCUGCUACAUUUACAUGUACAUAGUAAGUGAUCAAGGUAUAUAUUCCAGUUAGGUGCGAAGCUUUAUGCUGAGGAAUCCUUUCUGUUAGGCAUUGAUUGAUCACUUUACAGUACAGUGUAAUGCUUAUGAAAAAUGAUCAAUGGUACAUUUCUAUUUUUUUUUUUUCUCAAAUAACGAUUUGGUAAGGUGAUCAAGGUAUGUUCCAGUUAGGUGCGAAGCUUUGAUGCUGAGGAAUCCUAAUUCUAGGCAUUGAUUGAUCACUUUUAUACAGUAGACAUGAAGCUUUGAAUAAAAAUAAGGUUCAUCGUCAUUUGGUUUUCUUGUCAAGAUCUACAGAUGCAUGUGGGGGUCAUUUGUGUGCAAAUUUACAUGUUUCCUCUAGAAAGUUUUGUAUGUUUAUGCGUGACUGGGAACUUGUAGGCAGUAUACAGUGUUGAUGUUACCACUGCUACAUUAAAACUGAUAGAGUGAAUUACAACAAUUUCAGACUAGUUUAACAUCAAACCAGUUUUGCAGAUAACAGUUUGUAAUUAAGUAAUAAAUAAAUCAGCAACUUCACGAGUUUCCACGGACAUAGUCGAAGAAAGACAAUUUUGUUUUGACAGCUGCAUCUUUUGACCUCAACUGCAAAUCAGUUCCGAUAAUAUUUCAAGUUUCUAUAUUUUUCCACAAAUUUUUAAUAGAAUGUUUGGCUGCUACAUGUACAUGUACAUAGUAAGUGAUCAAGGUAUAUGCCAGUUAGGUGCGAAGUUUGAUGUUGAGGAAUCCUUUCUGUUAGGCAUUGAUUGAUCACUUUACAGUACAGUGCAAUGCUUAAAAUGAUCAAUGGUACAUUUCUAUUUUUUUUCCUCACAUAACGAUUUAGUAAGGUGAUCAAGGUACUGCAUAUUCCAGUUAGGUGCGAAGCUUCAUGCUAUGAAAUCCUAAAAUUUUCUAGGCAUUUAUUGAUCACUUUACAGUUAGAAUCAAAGCUCAGAGUAAAAAUAAGAUUCCUUGUCAUUUGGUUGUCUUAUUAAGGAGUCUUUAAUUUUGUGUACAAAUUUACAUUUUUCCUCCAGAAAGGUUUGUAUGUUCAUGCAUGACUGGGAACUUGUAGGCAAAUUUUGGCAUCACAGAUUUUAUUUAAGUUUUCUGUGUGGUUGUUUGAGAAGACAGGAGUAAAAAGGAGACAAAGUGAAAGGAGAAAAGGCAGAAAACUAUAAAAAAAGAAAGCAAAUCUUAUAACUAAAACUAAUCAUUUGCUGGAAAUGACAAAAAGAAUCAGUGACCUUAAGACCAAGUGUAGUGCCAGUGAAAGCACUUUGGAUUCAAAUACAUGUAAUAAAGCAAUGGGAAUUUUGAAACAUAAAUAUUGAACUCUGAAAAAAUUACAUAUUAGUGUCUCACAGAAAAUUAAAAGUAGUUAAAGAAAUGAAGCAACACUAACUCGUAGUUAUGAAGACAGCUACAACAAUGACAUCAUAUUAGGUCGGAGAAAGUGUGAUGUUUUUAAGCUGUUGUCUUUGACACUAAGUGGGGCAUCAGUUAACGUCGCAGUUAUUCUGAAUUGACACUAAAACAGGGUUCUCCUUAAAUUUUAGCUCAGCAGGUAAGGGACCAUUUAUGGGCGGUAAGGCAAAAAAUGCUCCAGAGGCGCACUUUCCUAGGAGAAAUGGGGGAAGAGGGUAGUGAAGUGAGGGACAUGACCCUGCCCUCGCUGAGAAAUUUAGGAGCUAAGGUCUCUGAAAUGUCAUUCCUUCAUUUGAAGACCUAUUUCAAGCAAAUCAGUUGCUGUUAUCUUUAGACAUCAAUAUGUCAAAAUGUUUGAUUCCAGUAUGUUUUUUGGUCCAUAAAAAGAAAAGCUGUGCAUACUUUAGUACUUUGGCACAUAUUCAUUCAUUUCUUUGAUCGGAUCCGAUCGCUACUUGCGCAUUUUUUAAACUUACAAUAUUUAUUUUUAAUAACCCUUCAGCUGUUGCAGGCGGUGAGAACUGUUGCUUCAGGCAGUACAUUUUAACAGUUACCGCUUGAUAAGGAGAACACUGUAAAAGAAGCUGUUAUUGAUGAAGCCAAUCUUUUGUCGUGCAUCUAUCAUAAGGCAUUCCCCUUUUUUUGGUGUGUGUUUUUUGGAGGGUUGCAUAACAUGCUCAUACUAGUCUAGAGGCUUGUGGAAUGACAGGAAAUCAAACACUCAGUUACCAUUUUUAGAGAGCUCUGUUAAACUGGAAGUAGAUGUGUCACUGACACAUUAUGGUUACACAUUUUAAUGCUUUGUUGUAAGGGAUUUUACAUAUGACAUUAAAGGUGAUAAUAAUUUUUUAUCUCGAUUUCCAAAAGGUGUAACUUGGAUGAUUGGCAACCUAAAAUAAUAGUCUUUAAUAAAGCAUGCAAAAUAGAAUCAUUGAGAGUCAAAAUUCCUGCAAGCGAAAGAAGUUGACUCAAAUCAUGUCAUAUGCAUAUUGAUCUAGCUCUGUAUGAUGGAAAAUAUCCCCCUUGCUCAGCCUCAGAUGUCUUGAGCUUUGGGUAUACAUGCAUGGUUAGGGAAAUUUGCCAAAACAAACAGGUCAGAAUUAUUAUUGUAUCUACCUGUAUGAGCAAGUAUUAGGGACUGACCAACAUUUGAUAUACUGCUGGGGGACCUAAAGAAUGUUGUUACUAUGUAAUGCUGAUUGUAAUACGUUACAGGUCAAAGUUGGUUACAGGUUAAUUUUGAUUUAAUCUUGGUUGAUUCUCAAUUUCCUUUGUUUCCUAGCCCUAAUUCAUGAAAAAUUAUGGCUAGGAGACAAAGAAUAUUUUUACAAUACUGCAGGAGUGGUCAUGUGACAGUUUUGUAACAUAAGAUAAUAGUUUUUAUCGUAUGAAUUAAUAAAGACUAUUAUUAUUAUUGUUAUUAUUAUUAUUAUUAUUAUUACAGUGAAACCUCUAUUAAGCGGACCCCCAGUUAAGCAGACACCCUCUAUUAAGCAGACACUAAGCCGGGUCCUGAAAUUAAUGCUUUAUAGUUUCCUUUAUAACGAACCCCUAUUCAGCGGACACCUCUAUUAAGCGGACGUGGACACUAAGAUAAGGUGUAUUUUGCUAAUUUCUAUUGUUAAAAGCCUCUAUUAAGCAGACACCGUACUGAAUUAAUAAUAGUAGUAUUGGAUUACGUCCUUGAAAUACGGACUGAAGUCAGUUAAUGUUUUCGCAUUUACAAACAAACAAUUAAAGUAGGUAAUGAAAGGUAAUGAACUUGAAUGGCUUCUUUAACAACAUGCAACUUUAUCACAGUACAGAGUAACCGUUAAAUGUUGAUCGUUAACAAACAUUGCGCAAUUUUUACAAACUCUAUUAAGCAGACACUUGGGAAGGUCCCGAAGGUGUCCGCUUACUAGAGGUUUCACUGUAUUAUUAUUAUUAUUGCUACUGAGUCAGACUUGCAUGUAUUAAAAGACUUUCAUCUGUAAUGUUAUUGACUACUGGGUAAAUUCAUAGCUUAAACUGCUUAAAGCUUACAUGUACAUUAUUGCAACUCUAUUUUAGGUGGCCAUGUUACUUCCUAUGAUUAGCAGAGUUAUGUAAAAUUUGCAUUUCUAGUUCUUGAUAGAUGAUAACCAUUCAUUGUAUUACACUACUUAACCACAGCUAUCAAGAACAGUAUUUUUCCCUUUUUGUCAAUGUAAAUUAUCUUGUUUAUUAUUGCCACAUGUAGUUUAAUUUGGGAAACUGUAUGUUAGUAAGUGUACAACUUGUUGAUGUUGUUCUUUCUUGCUUUUUUGACAGAGAAAUGCUUCAGUUGAUGCAGAAAUAGCAACUUUCAUAUAACCGCAAACUGUUGCAAUUGAAGAGGCCUUUGAUUUCAACAAAGUGUACAUUGUGUGUGACGGAAUAAUGUUAUGCACCAUUCUGCACCAGAGUAUUGUAGAGAGUAUAAUUUCUUUGCUGUCAUCAUUUUAUAUAGUUAACAUGGUAAUGGUAUAUAAAGGUCAUUCAGACCUUGUCGAGUGUCAACACACUCUUCAAUGGCAUUUUCAAUUUGUAGUAGUGAAAUGUAUAGAGAAAAGCUCUACUAACUUAACAGAACAAAUUUUUGCCUUCUUUUUCAUACUUUUACGAUUUGGGGGUUAAAACGUCUCAAGCAAAAUGCCUUUAAAAUGCUCAAAGGCUCCUAAGAAGUUAUACUCACUUCUACUGUGAUCAUUACAGCUGUAUGUAGUGCUUAAAAUUCAGCACCAACCCCUCUAUUUUGAGCCUAAUGAACUUCUUGGCAACCUUGAGAGUUUUAAUUUAGCAGGGUUCUGCUGAGUCACUUUCUGACAUUAUUUUUAUGAAAUUUGGUAUUGGGGCUUCCAGCAGUAUUUUAUAAAGUUAUCUUAGAGAUGUACAUUCCAAACACGGCAAGAAAACCCUCAUUUACCAAUAAUUUUACAAAACGGUAAAUCCUAGAAAAUUCGGCAUUCACCAUCUGUUUUCCCACUCCUGAAAACAUCCCGAAAAUUGCUAAUUUUCCUUGUGUGAAUCCAAGGAAAAUUGGGAGUUAACUUGGCGUUUUCCUGCACUUGAAAAUCUCAGGCAAACACCGUAUUUUACAAGGCGUUUACAUGUAUUUUCCAGACCAGGUGAACGCGCAGUUUGUGCGGCAUUUUCCUACUGUAUUUGUUAACAGUUAACGCAAGGAAAACAUGUCAUUAACCUACGGUUUUCCACCUCUAGAAAAACAUCGACGAACAUGUUGUUUUCUAAGCGUUUUCUGUUGUUUUCCGCGGUGGCCAAACGUAGAGUUUUUCGCGGGUUUUCAUUUGACAACAAAACAUAAGAAAAACAUGACGUUCAUUUGCCAUUAUCCUUCCAGUGAUAAUGCUGCGUUAGCUCCCCGUUUUCCUUAGUAGGUGAAUGCGGUGUUUUCUAACCGUACCUGUUAACGGUUAACUCGAGGAAAACAUCAUCAGGGACACAGAAAACGUGGGUCUCGCGAAAAGUUUGGCCCGAUUUCGAAGAUCUCAGAAGCGUUUGUGAUGCCUGUCUCGAAGUCUCGUUUUCAGGUGACUCCGUGCGUUUCGGAGUUUUUAAAUCACGGCCUCGAAUUUUAAAACCAGGGUUUCUCAGUCUCGCAGUCUCCAAUUUACAAUUCUUUACCAUUAUCAUCAGGGGCACCCAACGGCAAUUUUCGGGAAAAUAUCUGUUCGGAAGACGAUUUGAGAUCUAGAAUUUUCGGAGCAUUUGUUAUAAAAUUUCUUGCUUGCCUGCCUCUCCUAGGAUUUUCGAACAUCUACAAAAUGGUAUAAUUACUCAUUUUUAACGGAUUUUGACCCUAAAAAAGGCCACCUAGAAUUUUCGGGAGCCUUUUCCUGGCUGAAAUUUUCGAGAAGGUAAGUAUUUAUCCCUAUAAUUUUCGGAUCACUAGAUUUUCAGCUAGGAAAUCCGAACAGAUGAAACGUUUUUAGGGGAUAAAAAUAUGCCUAUAUCUACCGUUUGAAUACUAAUAUACGUUCAAUAAUGCUAUGUUAAGUGGUUUUGAACUAUAUCCUCGUUGGGUGCCCCUGUAUCAUCGAUCAGGUUCCAGCGUGAACCGAGAUCGAACCACCUCGAUCUACCGAGCCGUUUUCUGCAACCCGUAUACCGACUUCUGGUCACUUCUGUAACUUACCAUUACGAGAGACCGUUGUGAUCAUCAAAAUGCCAGUCUAUUAAACCUUAUUACAGAAUGCAGCAUUCAGAAAGCGGACUUGUUAAUAAUUUGUAAUGGUAACAGGACUGAGUGGAGUCCAAUUCGGUCUGUAAUCAUACGAGUGAUUAACAAAAUCGGACGACCGCGUAGCGGGAGUCCGAUUUGUUUAAUCACAACAAAAUUUGUGAUAUAUAGGGCUCUUUUUAAAUCAAAACACAAGAAAUUCCAAGAUUUUUUCGCUAGCAAUGAAAAAAAAAAGCCAUUUAAGCACGCGCGUGAUGGCGCGUACUGUCGACCAAUUACUUAGGCAUGACGCGUACUGUCCUAUUUAACUGUCCAAUUAAGGCUGAAAUCAGGGCAGUUGAGAACCAAUCAGAUUUGAGAAUUUUGUUAUAGUUAUGAUUAAUAGCCAAAUUGGGACGUUGCUGUAGACCCUGUGAACAGAAAGGACAACUUUUUUUCCCAGCUUAUACAGGUUGUUUUAAUUUUACUGGAAGGGAAAUGGAUUUGAUGAUAUUUGCCUCAAAUUCAAAUCUAAGACAAAUCUGAUGUCAGAUUUGUCCACCCAACAAAUGUCGCAAAUGUGAGACAAAUCUGUUAUUACACUUGUCUCGAAGAAAUGUAGGACAAAUGUGUUUCAAAUAUGCUAUUAUGUUUGCCCUUGUAAAAAGUUUUUUUAAAACAAGACAAAUGUGACGAGUAAAAAUUCUUUAUCGUUAACUUUUCAUUAAGUAUAAUCGCAAUUUAAUUUUCCAACAAUUGUUUCGAAACGUCAGGGAUACUCCCUGAUUCCUUGUCUAUCCGAAGACGACACGUUACUGAAGGACAAGUUAUUAAGGGGAAAAGGAAAGAAUCAGCUGUCAAUGACCGACCUUGGUAACUAUUUUGAGAAUAUUUUAUUUGGAAAAAGUAAAGCUCCUCUUAAUAAAUUUAAUGGCGGGACAUUCUUGUUACGCUUUUUCAGUAGACAGUUAAGGCAGUUUGGGUAUUCUUAAUACUUUUCUGUUAUUUAAUCACUGAAGACAAUUUGCUGUCUUGGUAAAUAUUGAAUUGGAUAGGAUGGGGGUAAUCAUUGUAUUUGUUAGUUCACUCCAUGAUCAUUUUUUUGCCUUUUGGUUGUGACAUCUAGCUGAUAAUGACCUUUGUAACAUUAGGCACUGAGAUAGCUGGCUUAUUUAGGGUGUCAUGGGCAUGACUGGGUAUUUGGUGAUUCUGGUACGUUCAGUGAUAUCUGACAAUGAAUAGAUUAUUAAUUGCCCAUACAUAUUAUCAGGUUUGGUAAUGUACACUGGUCCUGAUUCUAUCCACGGGGUGGGUGAGAUAUGAAGGGUUGCAUGGUAACUGUUUGGUUUGGGGUCACUUUGGCAUUUUCUCAUAAUAUUUCAGAAUCUCUAGAGUAAUUUGGUUGGCUUUACAUUUUUUUGCAUGCCUCUUGAACAGCAUUAAUGUACAUUAAAGAUAUGUGAUCUUAGACUAAUAAGUUUAAGUUUAAGUCGACCUUCAGACUUAGUAGGAGUGGAGUAAAUGUUUCAGACGAUAAAAAUACUAUAUUUCACUCUUUGACAGGAGACAAUUCAUUCUAAAUAGGCACUUUGCAACACUUGAAUAGCAAAAUAAUCAAGAUGACCUACAGAUAUACAACAGGAUCCUGACUUUGCAAACCCUUGUUUUUUUUUUAUAACCUCCUGACAAUUCAAACCAAAACUGACUACCUUUCCCCAAACCAGGGUACAAAGAAAAUCAUUUUUACAGCUUGCCAUUCGGGCAAGCUUAAGCUAGCAUUUACUAGCCAAGAUGUCAUUUCAACUAGCCCCAAAAACGUUUUGACUAGCAGAAUUGAUUUCAUGGUUCUUCUGUUAUUCGAUCCUCAAAAAACAUCACUUGCCCAUUGGGCAAGUUUAAAGCAGAAUUCACUAGCCCGAUAGCAAAAUCCACUAGCCCUGGGCUAUCGGACACAGUACUUUCUUUGCACGCUGCCCCAAACACACACUUAUCCUAAAACCAAUUAUUAUUAAUUGAAUAUUUUUCAUUUUCUGCAAGAGGUUUGGCAGCUUUUGCACUAUCCCUGAAAAUAGAACACCUGAGUGCAGGUUAGCCCUUGGUCCCCCUAGAAGCUAGCCCUUGGCACUCAUUUAGGAACUCGGUCAGUAUUUAUCCUACAUGUGCAUUGUAAUCAAAAUAAAAAAUAGAACUAGAAACACUGUACAAUCAAGAAUUCUGGAUAAUUCGUGUCCAGAUAAUAGUUUUAUUGAGGUUCAACUGUACCGUGUUUUCUUGGACAAAUGAAAAUUAAACAACAGAGGAUGUCAUCAUUAACAAAAGUUCCCACUAAUAUUUUCCUAGAUACUAGCAAUGUUGAACUCAGCUUGUUACAGCGAGAACUUUUUCCCUCUUGUGAAUUAUUUCUCCAGAUAUACAGUGUGAACUGAUUCUCUGAACUGGAAUGAAACAUGCAGGUCCAAACAAAUCAAAUGUAUUACACCAGAUUUCCAGGGGAAAUCCAAAUUCAUAGCGAUCUGGAUGUUUUGAAUACCAGUUCACUCUCGCAAAAUAAAAUUCAUAUUUCUGGACAGCUGAAUUGGAUGAUACUGGUUUAGUCUUAAUGCACUGACGGAAGAAUGUGAUGACUUUUCCAGGUCUUUGAUCAUCAGAUCCUCUGCUUGUGGCUAAUGAUCCUUCUGUCCCUGCCCAGUUAGCCAGAAUAUAAGAAUUUCUUGUAGUUUGGCUUUGCUGUGAUCCAUAAAGCACUGAACCAACUUUAAUGGCUUUGAAUUCUGAGAUAGUAAAUGGCAUUUCGAUGGAAGUCCUUGCAUCAAGUCCCAGAAGCUCCUGAUACACUACUUUAAGUGCAUUUAGAUCAUCACUGUCCAGUGAUUCAUCUUUAGCAGGUGACACUGGAGAAAUGCAACUGUUUGCUGUCCAGUCACAACUGCUCAAAUCUUUAAUAGAUGCUUCCCUAUGUUCUUGUAGACUAAGGUAUUGUUCUAGUGGCUCCUGAGUUAUCUUGACUGACCCUGAACCCUGACCAUUCUCGAAAAAUUCAGUAAAAGAUUCUUGAUACAAUUCAGGGUACUUGAAGUUCUUAACUUUAGCUUGCAUUAAAAAUUUCCUCAUUAACUGAAUUUCAAUUGAACGGUUAUUAGUGUGAAAAGAGCCCAAAAUGCCAUUAAAUCUUUCAAAACUAAAACACCAGAAAGAAUGAUGGUAAUUGUUUUAAUUGACCAAGAAGGUAUACUGUACAUCCUUCGCUGUUAGGACUGGAAUAGAGGGGAGUAAAGUUUGUAAUAUUAUACGGCUUCUAUUUGCAAGUGUGUGAUGUGUGUUUCUUUCUAUGUAAUUCAUUUUCCAAAAGAUUAACUGAUUGUUACCCUACUACAGGGUUGUCACUAACAUUUCAAGUUGCUGGGUAAAUACAACAAGUAGGUGGGGAAUCAAACGGCUAGGGAUUUCUUUUGGUUCUAUUUUUCUUCUAUUUUCCAAAAAAAUAAAAGUAGCUGGGGGCCACUCUCUUAAUUAGUAGCCGGGGAAAAUCCCAGGCCCCCGGCUCUUAAUGACAACCCUGCUAGUAGUCAUAAGCUGUUUCAGAGUCCUAACCGAACGCAACUACAUAAGUUUAAGAGCAACAACUAACAUCAUUAUCUCUCGCUCAGUGUUAAUUUUUUACAACAGUGUUGGGGUUCAGAUAAUCAGUGUAAAAGUAGCUUUUGAGUUGCCAUGUGAUGUUUUGUGCAAAAAAUUAGCUGAAUUACUGAGUUUUUUUUUUUUUUUUCUUUCUCUCUCUCUCUCUCUUGUAUGUAGAAGCUUGAUAAAAGAUUGAAAGCCGUCACUGAGGAGGAAAGGGAUGGUGACCUGUUUUCAGCCCUUCAUGUAAGCCUUGUGUCUUCAGAGGAGUCUGACACGGAAGAUAAUUCCUUGAGAACCAGGCCUCUGUCUUGGAGAACAGAGAAUGUCAACAACUUUUUUAAACUUUUGGAUGGAAGAGCAAAGGCAGCAAUGACCUCCCAACAAAGGAGACAAUCAGUUAGUCGAAGACAAGGUGUUGCCAGUGGAAGAGGGACAGACACUGUCCCAGAACAUUUGCAAUGGGCUGUGUGCGAUUCCCCAUAAGUCAGUAAAUAAGUAAAUAGGGAGCGUUUCUCAAAAAGUUGGAGCUGCCUUUAAAGGUUAAGUUGAAGUGACUAUAUAAAGCAGACUGAAGAGUAAAAUGUAACAGCUCAGUCUUAUUGAUGUAGGCAUAACUUAUUUCAAAAAGAAAUAUGAUUUUUUUAAUGAUUGUUAUAUUACUCAAUCUGCAAUCUUUGAUUUCCUUAAGCAAAUUUGUUUCCAAAAAAUGAAUUGUGAACAGCUUCUAUUCUUUAAAUAUAAAUAAUUUUUUGCAUCUUAGGAAUUAACCGCAUAAUGUUUGUUACCCAGUAUUCAGUUUGGUGUCAAAAUUGAUGUGCAUCAGAACCAUGAGUUCAAAUCACAAACAUCUUGUUUCUGUAUAGUUACAGUUGUAAACACAUAGCUUUAAAAGGUUCUUUAAUACACUUUAUUGUCACUUCAUUAUAAGGUAUUAAUGCAAGAACUAGAUUUUGUUGGACUUUAGACUGUUUUUGUUUUUGUUUUUGCACUUCGCAUAGAGUUCAGCCUGAGAGUUCUCAAUGUAGAAUGUUAGCCAUGUUUUUCUUUAGUGUAAGCUAGGUUAUAAUUUUGAAGACCACAUCUUCUGACAAUUUCAUUUAUAGAAUUAGACUGCGAGCACUGUAACACUAAGGGUAUGAUAUGUAUGCAAUGCCAUGUAAAUAAAUGUUCAGAAUUUACAGUUCAUAUAUUGGUUCUUUUCAUCUGUGCACUCUUUAUAAGUAAGUGGGAAGGAAACAUUUUACUCCCUUGAGUUUUACACGCAUUUACAAACAGUAAUAACCAGAGGACCUCAAUUGCGGGGUGGGAAUUACGGAAAAGCUAUGACAUACAAGAGAUUUUCCCUGUAUGAAUUAAAUUAAUACUGAAUGUUACAACACCAUUGAAAACACGGCAGGAAAAAGCAAAUUGUUAAAACAAAAGCAAUUUCCAAAGGAGAUAUAACGGGAAACGCGGGAAAAUUUUGCGUUUUCCUAACUUCACACGAAUUUUCUGUACUUGAGAACGCCAGAAAACUAGUAGAAAACGACCGCUAACGCUGGAAUACAAUCCGUUUUCCAUGCCUGAACUUAUCAGUGAAUGCUGGAAAACGCGAGUUUUCUUGAAUUUACUUGAAUUCUCUGUCACGGAAAAUGAAAGAAAACGCAAGAAAACUGCUUGCAAAAGUCGGAAUAACGCGCAGUUUUCCUAACGGUAAGCGAUCGGUAAACGCUGGAAUACAUGCGAUUUUCCUGGAUUCAGCGGUAUUCACCGUUUCGGAAAACGCCGGAAAACGUCCGCAAAAGGCAGGAUUUCACUCGUUAACUGCGGUGAACUCGAGGUUUUCCCGUCUGAAAACUCAGGGUAAAUGCCGGAAUACAAGACGUUCACCGAGUGUUAACCGAUCGGUGAACGUCAGCAAACGCAUGUUUACCGGCGUUCACUGAAUAGGAAAACUGAUGGAUAAUGGAACGAAUACUCGAAUUAACCGGAGUGAAAACGUUUGGAAAACGAAGGAUUUUCCGCUUGGUGAAUCUCAGAUAAUGCGGGUAAAUUGCGCAUUCUUCGUUAAUUCACCGCGCGUUUUCUCAGUGGGAAAAUGCCACUUUUUUUGCCGUGAAAUUUUUGUUAAGUUUGCUAAAAAAUAAUAAUAAUAAAAUAUUUUUACAUUGCACUGAGCAUGCCUCUUGUGUAUUUUAAAUGAGAGGGCAAGGUAAUGAGAUUAGAUCUACCACAAAAUUAGAACACUUUUAGGGUAAAUAGCUGUUAAUUGUAGGCUCAAAGAGUAGUUUUAAACUUACUUGCACCUGAAGGAGAACUAAAGUUUAUUUUCCUUUGGGCUAUAGUUAGGCCUUGAUUCUAAAUGGCCCAAAAAUGGGGUCAUUUUAUAGAAUACCAAGAACCAUUAUAAUCCCUGUGGAUGGGCUGUUAUAAAUAAUUAAGGUCCAAAACGGCUCUGGUAAGAAAUUCCAUUUCAGACAUAAUGGUACCGAUUUAGUCAUAGAAAGUACAUUUGUUUUAACUCCCCAUUGGGUCAAAUUGGCCACGAAAUAUGGGCCAAUUUUCAUCUUAACUGAAGGUAUGAAACGGCCCUGUAAGGGAUGAAUUGACUCUUAAAAUGAACCACUUCAACCCUAUUAGAAACCAAAACUACUCCCUAUUUUUCCAAAACAGCCCUUUUGCCUCUUUGUUGUGGCCACUUAACAGAGGGCUAUUUCUACCCCGUUCAUUGGGGCCAAAACGUCUCCAUUCUAAAUGGGCUACUUUAGCCCCAAAAAUAGUACUGUAUUUUACUCACCGAAACGGCCCCAUUUUUGGGGCCAAAACAGAUCUUUUGGAUUUAGAGUGUGUGUUUAGUCCAAAAUCCAGAUAUCUCAAAGUCAGCUGUGCCUCAUUCUUUAACCCGUGAUUAUUCCUGAUAUUGUGGUAUGAAAAUACUAUAGGGUCGCCAGUGAUAAACAUAAUUGCAACAAACAAAAUACAGUAUAUUGCACAUGUAUACUUGUAAUCUGAAAUGAAAUACCACAUUUAUUCCCUAAGUGCCCUAAGCUUUAAUAAUUAAACUCUUUCUCAAGGUCUACAAAUAUUAGACCUUGAGAGUGGGUGCUUAUUAACUUUUUCUACCUUUAGGACAGGAGCUUACUUAAAUAAAUUUGAUAAGCCAUUUAUUUUGUGACAAAAUUAUUAACAGUACAAUAAUGUAGGUGUAUUGUUUAAAAGGAGGGUGGACCAUACUGACUUAUUGUGUGGUUAUGAACAUUUUGCUAUCAUUUCUAAAAUUGCAACAUUAUGUUUUUUUGUAUUGCAGAGGGAUGCAGAAGUGGAUGAUGCAAUAGCAGGAUUUGUCCAGCCCCAGAUUUUAAUUGUCAGAGAUAUCUUUGACAUAGAUAUAAUUUACAUUGUGGCAGAGGGAGGAAUUAUUUGCCAACUCCCCCAGAAAUCGAUUUUAGAUGCUCUGCUUGGAUUGCUUGGGAGUUUUUACAUUUUUAAUGUCUCAUAUAAUCAAAGCAAAGCCAUCCUAACUUUCCUGGAGCAGGCUUUGCUGGAAAUUGGACGGGGGCAGACCCUUGUCACUGUUUCAUUCUUUUUUAAUGACUUGGCAAGUGCCUGA
Porites lobata is the source of this 14539-nucleotide messenger RNA. NCBI's taxonomy places the organism in Eukaryota, Metazoa, Cnidaria, Anthozoa, Scleractinia, Poritidae. The record is from the annotation of a GenBank genome assembly.